CUUCUCGUGAUCUUGAUUCUAUCCCUCUCGCAUGGCCGCAUGAGGAGGAGGAAAAUGAAAACCAUCUUUCUCUUGUUGUUUUUUAUUGCUGGAACCCCCGCUGACAAUCCUUACCCACAAAUUUCUAGCUAUCCUAACAAGAAUAAUCGUGACAAUUACCAGUAUGAGUCUCACCCAAGAGGUGCCCAGAUACCAAUCCAGGUACUAGUCAACAGCAAUUCUGACUUUGCCUUCAAGAUCUUCAGGAAGGUCUCUUCCAGGGAAAGCCAGCAAGGGGGCAGAAGCAAGGGGAAUAUUGCCUUCUCUCCCUUGGCCUCUGCCUUUGCAAUGAUGGCCGUGGGUGCAAAGAAUAACACUUCAGAUCAAAUUUUGAAAGGACUUGAUUUUAAGCCAUCAGAGAUCCAGGAGAGGAUGAUACAUGAAGGCUUCCGGGAACUCACACGCAUGUUAAAUAAUGGAGGAGCUGGACACCAGAUGGAAAUUGGGAAAUGUCUUUUUGUGCAAAACCAGCUAUAUCCUGAACAGCGAUUCUUCAAAGGCCUCAAAAACUUCUAUGGAGGAGACAUCUUUUGGGAAAAUUAAGAAACUGAGCAGCACAUCAAAAGUUACAUCACAAGGAAAACCCGUGGGAAGAUAUCUAAGCUUGUCAAUGAAGUCGAUCCCAUUACUGAAAUUCUGCUAAUUAGCUAUAUUUAUAUGAAAGCUAAAUGGAAGAAGCUUUCUAACCCAAAGAACACAGAGGAGCGCAACUUCUAUGUGAAUCCUUACAUGGUUGUGAAAGUGCCAAUGAGGUUCCAACUGGGCAUGUUUGAAAUUGGGCAUGAUGAUGAAACAUUGUGUACUAUUUUGAAAAUGCCCUGUGAAGGUCACACUGUGGCACAUUUUAUUCUGCCUGACAAAGGGCAGCUUGAGAGGGUGGCCAGCAGCUUGUCACAUGUAGUUUUAUAGAAAUGGAAAAGUAUACUUUCGAAAAGUUUGAAUUAA
This is a messenger RNA of Crotalus tigris (Tiger rattlesnake), 984 nucleotides long. RefSeq names its product serpin A12-like. The record is from RefSeq and is a predicted model, not a curated record. Gene Ontology annotation, molecular function: serine-type endopeptidase inhibitor activity. Lineage: Eukaryota; Metazoa; Chordata; Lepidosauria; Squamata; Viperidae. Gene Ontology annotation, biological process: negative regulation of endopeptidase activity.